Amblyraja radiata (thorny skate) is the source of this 771-nucleotide messenger RNA. RefSeq names its product inner mitochondrial membrane peptidase subunit 1 (gene immp1l). The coding region runs from base 136 to 630 and encodes 164 amino acids. Gene Ontology annotation, cellular component: membrane; mitochondrial inner membrane peptidase complex. Gene Ontology annotation, molecular function: serine-type endopeptidase activity. The transcript is spliced from 6 exons. The record is from RefSeq and is a predicted model, not a curated record. Lineage: Eukaryota; Metazoa; Chordata; Chondrichthyes; Rajiformes; Rajidae.
UUCUGAUUCGUCGCUGCGCCCCUCCCCCCGCCCGGUACUGCCGGCGUCUUUUCAGGGAAAGUACGGUUGAAUUUGUUUAAAAGCAUUAUUGGAGGAAAAGGAUUCUAAGGGGGACGUCUGUCGAAGAGAACUAAUAUGCUAGGACGAUUCUUUGGCAAAGUUUUGGGAUUUACAGGCUUCACUAUUCAGUAUGGCUGUAUUGCCCACUGUACUUUUGAAUACUUAGGAGAAAUUGUCGUGUGUUCUGGUCCUUCGAUGGAGCCUACAAUUAAGACCUAUGAUGUGAUCAUUUCGGAGAAAAUUAGUCGUCAGUUUUUUCGCAUUGAAAAAGGAGAUAUAAUAAUUGCUAAAAAUCCUAAUGAUCCCAAGAUGAGUAUCUGCAAAAGAGUGAUUGGUCUGGAAGGGGACAAAGUGUGUACUAGUGGUCCACUAGAUGCUUUUAAGAGUCACAGAUACGUGCCAAAAGGCCAUGUUUGGUUAGAAGGUGACAACUUGCUGAAUUCCACAGAUUCGAGGAAUUAUGGACCUGUUCCUUAUGCACUGAUUCGGGGACGAGUAUGCUUAAAGAUUUGGCCUCCACGUGAUUUUGGGUACCUGCAAGAAAGUCCUAAUCAUACUUCCUCCCGAUGAUGGAAGUGUGCAGCAACAGAUUGAUUCUUAGUCAUACUGACUUUUUAAUUUUAAUCCAACUCAAGACCAGAAGGUGUUUUGCAAUGAGAGACUUUACAAGUACUUUGUGGAUAAAUAAAGUUAUUUUUUUCAAACAAGGUA